This is a messenger RNA of Orycteropus afer afer, 2037 nucleotides long. It is a transcript of the gene BRF1, whose product is annotated as BRF1 RNA polymerase III transcription initiation factor subunit. NCBI's taxonomy places the organism in Eukaryota, Metazoa, Chordata, Mammalia, Tubulidentata, Orycteropodidae. Gene Ontology annotation, biological process: DNA-templated transcription initiation; transcription preinitiation complex assembly; transcription by RNA polymerase III. Gene Ontology annotation, molecular function: RNA polymerase III general transcription initiation factor activity; TBP-class protein binding; RNA polymerase III type 3 promoter sequence-specific DNA binding. The transcript is spliced from 18 exons. Gene Ontology annotation, cellular component: nucleus; transcription preinitiation complex; transcription factor TFIIIB complex. The record is from RefSeq and is a predicted model, not a curated record. Bases 1 to 2037 code for a protein of 678 amino acids.
AUGACGGGCCGCGUGUGCCGCGGCUGCGGCGGCACCGACAUCGAAUUCGACGCGGCGCGCGGCGAUGCUGUGUGCACCGGCUGCGGCUCGGUGCUCGAGGACAACAUCAUUGUAUCCGAGGUGCAGUUUGUGGAGAACAGCGGAGGCGGCUCCUCGGCCGUGGGCCAGUUCGUGUCUCUUGACGGUGCCGGCAAAACCCCGACCCUGGGCAGCGGCUUCCAUGUGAAUCUGGGCAAGGAGUCGAGAGCACAGACCCUGCAGAAUGGGAAGCGGCAGAUCCAUCACCUGGGGAACCAGCUGCAGCUGAACCAGCAUUGCCUUGACACGGCCUUCAACUUCUUCAAGAUGGCCGUGAGCAAGCACUUGACGCGGGGCCGGAAGAUGGCCCAUGUGAUCGCUGCCUGCCUCUACCUGGUCUGCCGGACCGAGGGCACACCACACAUGCUCCUGGACCUCAGCGACUUGCUCCAGGUGAACGUCUACGUGCUGGGGAAGACCUUCCUCCUUCUGGCCAGAGAGUUGUGCAUCAAUGCGCCAGCGAUAGACCCCUGCCUGUAUAUCCCCCGCUUCGCCCAUCUGCUGGAGUUCGGGGAGAAGAACCACGAGGUGUCCAUGACGGCUCUGCGGCUGCUGCAACGCAUGAAGAGGGACUGGAUGCACACGGGCCGGCGCCCUUCGGGGCUGUGUGGUGCAGCCCUUCUGGUUGCGGCCAGGAUGCACGACUUCCGGAGAACCGUCAAAGAGGUCAUCAGCGUGGUCAAAGUGUGUGAGUCGACACUGCGCAAGAGGCUCACUGAAUUUGAAGACACCCCCACCAGUCAGCUGACCAUCGACGAGUUCAUGAGGAUCGACUUGGAGGAGGAGUGCGACCCCCCCUCGUACACGGCUGGGCAGAGGAAGCUGCGGAUGCAGCAGCUGGAGCAAGUCCUGUCAAAGCAACUGGAGGAAGUCGAAGGUGAGAUCUCCAGCUACCAGGAUGCCAUUGAGAUUGAGCUGGAAAGUAGUCGGCCGAAGGCGAAGGGGGCCCUGGCCACCCUGGCCAGAGACGGCUCCAUCGAGGACACCGUGUCCAGCUUCUUUGGUGAUGAUGAUGUGGAGGACGAAGAGCUGGAGGCUGCUGCCAGCCACCUCAACAAGGAUUUUUACCGGGAGCUCCUUGGUGAUGGCCUGCCGGGCAGUUCAGAGUCAGUGGGGGGCACUGAGGAGGGGAGCCAGCCCCCUGCCCUGGAGUCCCUGCUCGGACCCCUGCCCACGGCCGCCAGCCUGGGCAUCUCUGAGUCCAUCCGCGAGUGCAUCUCAUCCCCAAGCCGGGACCUCAAAGACACCUCGGAGGAUGGCGAACUGGACCUUAGUGGCAUCGACGACCUUGAAAUUGACAAAUACAUCCUGGACGAGGCAGAGACCCGUGUGAAGGCCGAGCUGUGGAUGCGUGAGAACGCCGAGUACCUACGCGAGCAGAGGGAGAAAGAAGCCAGAAUCGCCAAGGAGAAGGCACUGGGCAUCUACAGGGAGCACAAGCCAAAGAAGUCGAGCAAGAAGCGGGCUCCCAUCCAGGCCAGCACGGCCGGGGAGGCCAUUGAGAAGAUGCUGGAACAGAAAAAGAUCUCCAGCAAGAUCAACUACCACGUGCUGCGAGACCUGGACAGUGCCAGUGCGGGCCAGGCCCCACCAGGGGGGGACACACCGCCACCAGGGCCGGCCGGCACCAGGAAGCUGUCUCGGAGAAGGGCAGCAGCUGGCCGCAGCACCACAGAGUCCGCAGCCAGCAGUGGGAAGAGAUUAAGGCCUCUGGUGUGUACACAGCCAGCCAAGAAGGCAGCCGUCAGCCAGGCCGUGCUCCCGAGCCCCCCCGCCCUCGGCGCUGAGCCUGCGAGGCCGGCCAUCGUGGUGGAGAGCGGGCCUGUGUCCUACCACCCUGAUGAGGACGCGGACGAGGAUGAUGCCGAGGAGGAGGGGGACGAGCCUUGCGUGAGCGCCCUGCGGCUGAUGGGCGGCAACGAUUACGGCUGUGACGGUGACGACGAUGAAGGCUACUGA